AUGGGUCGCGUCAUCCGCAACCAGCGUAAGGGUCGUGGCAGCAUUUUCACUGCCAACACGCGUCUGCGGAAGGCCCCGGCGAAGUUCCGCAGCCUCGACUAUGCAGAGCGCCAUGGCUACCUCCGGGGUAUCGUGAAGGAGAUCAUCCACGACCCGGGCCGUGGUGCGCCCCUCGCCCGCGUUGUCUUCAACUCGCCCUACAAGUUUAAGAAGGUCACCGAGACGUUCAUUGCCAACGAGGGCAUGUACACCGGCCAGUUCGUCUACGCUGGCAAGAACGCGGCCCUGACCGUCGGCAACAUCCUGCCCCUCGCUUCCGUUCCCGAAGGUACCGUCGUCUCGAACGUCGAGGAGAAGCCCGGUGACCGUGGUGCUCUCGGCCGCACCUCCGGCAACUACGUCACUGUUGUCGGCCACAACCCCGAUGAGGGCAAGACCCGUAUCAAGCUCCCGUCCGGCGCCAAGAAGGUCGUCAGCAGCAACGCCCGUGGCAUGAUCGGUAUCGUCGCUGGUGGCGGCAGGACAGACAAGCCUCUCCUGAAGGCGUCACGCGCCAAGCACAAGUUCGCUGUCAAGCGCAACCGCUGGCCCAAGACUCGCGGUGUUGCCAUGAACCCGGUUGACCAUCCCCACGGUGGUGGUAACCAUCAACACAUUGGUAAGGCGUCGACCAUCUCGAGGUAUGCCGCCCAGGGUCAGAAGGCGGGUCUUAUUGCUGCGAGAAGGACGGGUCUGCUGCGUGGUACCCAGAAGACGAAGGAGUAA
Chaetomium strumarium is the source of this 765-nucleotide messenger RNA. RefSeq names its product 60S ribosomal protein L2-like protein. Gene Ontology annotation, molecular function: RNA binding; structural constituent of ribosome. Gene Ontology annotation, biological process: cytoplasmic translation. NCBI's taxonomy places the organism in Eukaryota, Fungi, Ascomycota, Sordariomycetes, Sordariales, Chaetomiaceae. The record is from RefSeq and is a predicted model, not a curated record. Gene Ontology annotation, cellular component: cytosolic large ribosomal subunit; ribosome. The coding region runs from base 1 to 765 and encodes 254 amino acids. The transcript is spliced from 4 exons.